This is a messenger RNA of Limulus polyphemus (Atlantic horseshoe crab), 1896 nucleotides long. RefSeq names its product 46 kDa FK506-binding nuclear protein-like. The record is from RefSeq and is a predicted model, not a curated record. The transcript is spliced from 12 exons. The coding region runs from base 228 to 1772 and encodes 514 amino acids. Gene Ontology annotation, molecular function: peptidyl-prolyl cis-trans isomerase activity; macrolide binding. Lineage: Eukaryota; Metazoa; Arthropoda; Merostomata; Xiphosura; Limulidae. Gene Ontology annotation, cellular component: nucleolus; chromatin.
UCGCGUUUUCCAAAACAGCUUUAUUUCUUAAAAGCGUCUCCGUGAAAUAAGUAACGCUGUUCGUUCAAUUUGCAGUGAUCCAAUAAUAUCCAUAUGCAAUUUAUGUGAAGUCGAAUUAGGGUGAGGUUAGUAAAGAGUUCUUAACUUUCUAAAAAGCAAUACCAGCGUGACAGUGACUCCUAAGAGGAAAGCCUGCAUUGAAGUAGUGAAAUCCAGGUCUCAGGAUCAUGUUUUGGGGAGUUACAAUUGAAAGUGGCAAACGCUACUCUCAAGUAGUUGAAAACUCUUUUCACCUGUCGAUGGCAGCCUUGGAGCCCAAGCCGAAAGAAGUAACUAAAAACAACAAGAAUAUUUCUCUGAUGAUUGAACAUGGCAAAGCAGAGUUUCUUCUGUGUACACUGGAAUAUGAUCGAGUUAUGCAAGUUCCUCUCGAUCUUGGCUUUGUUGAAGGAGAAGAAGUGGCAUUUUUCUUAAAUGGAGAAGGUAUUGUCCAUUUAACUGGAUAUGUGCUUAAUGAUGAAGAUAAAGACUUAACAGAACCAAUUUUAUCAGAACCAUCAGAAUCUGAGGAGAGUGAAGAAGACUCAGAAGAAGAUAUGACAGAGAAACCAAAACAAUUUCCAACUGUUACUCUUGAUGAUGAUGAUGAUGAUGAAGAAAGUGAUGAUGAUGACUGGACACCAGCCAAAGAGGAACAGAAUAAAAGAAAGCGUGGAGUUAAACUAGAGAAAAAAAAUAAAAAACCAAAGCUGGACCAGGAUGAUUCAUUAGUUAAGAAGAACAUACAGAUAGAAAAGAGGAUGAAAAAACAGAAUGAGCCAAGAAAAUUGAUGAAAGAAGACAUCGAAAUAAUUGAUACAGUCACACCUGUUAAACCUGAAAAACUAAGUUUACAAGAAGAAUCAAGUGAAUCAGAUAUAGACACAGAAGAGAUGAGUGAAGAUGAAGAUGAUGAUAGCAUUGAAAUGGAAGAAGAAAGUUUUGAAGAUGGAGAAGAAGAUGAAAGUGACAGUGGAGAUGAAACAGAUGGAAAUGACGACACAAGAUUAAGUGAUAAAAACAAAACCCCAAAAAACAGUUUAAAACAGAAACUUUCAAGCAGUGCCAAUAAAAAAAACUUAUUAACACCAUCAGAGAAUAUUUUGAAGAAUCCUUCACUUUCCAAUGGGAAGAAAAAAAUCCAGUUAGGCGAAAGUGAUAGUAAUAAAUUAGUGAAAUCUAGCCCCAGAAGUGAGGAUCGAGCACUUUCAUCCCAGAAAAGAAAAAAGAAAAAUCGAAGAGAAUCCUUACAUAACGGGUCUAAUGAUGGAACAGAAUUGGAACAAAAAGAGUUGAGUAAAGAUACUAAAAAAUCCCCUCAGACUCAGAAAACCUUGUUUGACUCUACACCCAAGUUGGCAAGUAGCCAGGAAGGUACAAAAACGCCCAAAAGUACAAAGAAGCACCUAGCUGGUGAAGUUGAAAUUGAAGACAUUAGACAAGGCAGUGGUCCACCUGCUAGAAAAGGCAAACUCGUUCAUCUGUACUAUGUAGGAAAGCUGCAACACAACAAUAAACAAUUUGAAGCAGUGACUAAAGGAAAACCAUUUUCCUUUCGAAUGGGUAGGGGUGAAGUCAUUAAAGGUUUGGACAUAGGACUAGAAGGAAUGAAAGUUGGUGGCAAAAGAAGCAUCUGUGUCCCACCUUCUUAUGGAUAUGGAAGCAAACCCAUGAACUUAAUACCUCCUAAUAGCACUCUAUGCUAUGAAGUAGAACUUCGAGCAGUAAGCUAAUCAAAGUUUGCAAAUUAUAAUUCUUUCUUCCAUACAUUUUAAAUUUAUUAAGUAUUAAAAAGAAGGGUGACUGUUGUAUAUUUUUUUCUCAGUCAAAUAAAAUUUUUAGUAAAAGUUGAUGUCA